CUCGGAAUCAUAGAGCACUCUCAUUCUUUUGUCGCUGUCUCUCUCAUCGUCGUCGUUCUCUAGCGUUGCCUCUUGCCUAGCCCAAGACACUCCCUGGCUGCGUCCCCGUUUGUACUCGCUCAUUAGCAACCUCGUUGCUUGUGAAUUAUAUCACCGGCUUUUCAUGAUGGCCACGACUAAAACUCCUCUCGAAAGCGUGCAGGCAUGCUGGGCUCGCAUCUCACAGGCCUCGCCGAUCUACCAGCUCACACUCUCUGAUGUUGUCUUUGAGGGCGCGACAGAGGGCUCUAUGGUUGCGAAGCUCAAGGUCACCGAGAAUCACAUCAACUCUAAAAAAGGUCUACACGGCUCUGUCUCGGCGACCAUAGUCGACUGGGCCGGGGGCAUGGCUAUAGCUUCCACCGGCCUUGAACAGACUGGCGUCAGCACAGAUAUACACGUGUCGUAUGUUUCGUCUGCAAAGGUUGGCGACACCCUGACCAUAGAGGCCAAGGUAUCAAGAGUCGGAACGAACAUGGGAUUUACCACGGUAACCAUUUACAAAGGAGAAGGAGAUAACAAGAGUGUUGUUGUUCAUGGCACUCAUUCCAAGUACAUUUUGCGUGAUCGCCAGGCGAGCAAGACUGGCUGAGAGUGAGAGUCUUGCUACCUGAAAGUUUUUUUUUCCGUUGGCAGGGGCUUUGUGGCCACGGGGUCCUUAAGGGGCAUGGAGCAUCACAUCCAAAAACCGGAAUCUUCUUUGCAUCAAGCACGGCUCACCUCCAUCGUGCUAUCUGAUUCACUCGGAUACCGGAGAACAGCAUCACACCUAUUGCUUUAGAUCUCUAUCAAUCCCUCUUUCUCCCUGGGUUAGAUAGAGAAUUAUGGCGUGAGACAAGAUCCAUUCGGCAAGACUUCCCGGCUCGACCUCCCUAGUCAGCAUAUAAUGAAUCCAGAAGCGCUGUCUGUUUUUCAA
Molecule: messenger RNA, 955 nt
Organism: Exophiala oligosperma
Lineage: Eukaryota; Fungi; Ascomycota; Eurotiomycetes; Chaetothyriales; Herpotrichiellaceae
Exons: 1
Coding region: 164-631 (155 amino acids)
Molecular function (GO): fatty acyl-CoA hydrolase activity
Source: RefSeq, a predicted model, not a curated record